Messenger RNA from Hypoxylon fragiforme, 2232 nucleotides. RefSeq lists its product as uncharacterized. The record is from RefSeq and is a predicted model, not a curated record. The transcript is spliced from 2 exons. Bases 1 to 1491 code for a protein of 496 amino acids. Lineage: Eukaryota; Fungi; Ascomycota; Sordariomycetes; Xylariales; Hypoxylaceae.
AUGAUGCUCACAGCCAAGCAGCCAGUUCAUCACGGGUAUCGGCCUGUCCAUGACCUUCCGACGCCGCCUCGAUCCUCGCCCCCCUUGAGUGUCCAGGACUCUUUGCAGAAAUCAUUUCUUGCUCUUCCACAAAAGCAGAGCCCAACUACCAAGCCCAUGUCAGCACCUCAUCGUGGCCUGCCUCCCCCGGCAGCCAUGACCUUACCUCAACCUCCAUCUCAAGUUCCUGGUCCUCCUCAUCCACCCCCUUCAGGGCCAUCUUUACAUUCACAGGGAGCACCAAUUCCCUCUCCGCAUAGUCAAGCACUCGGCGUAUUACCACCACCACCUCAGCAACACCAAGGUUCCGAAGAGCCCUUGAGGAGUUGGCUGAUAGCCAAGGCCGAAGAGGAGAGGAGAAAACAGGAAGAGGAGAGGACGCGGCAGGAGUCAUUGCGCCUCGAACAAAGAAGGUUAGAAUACGAUAUGCUACGAACUUCUCUGGACAGAGGCAUCCCGCCACCUAUGGUGCCCGUGGUUUUCGCUGGUAUGAGCGGUGGAGCACUUCCACAAGCCAUACUCGAAUGGGCGCAACAGUACUUGGUCCCGCAGCAACAGGUACAUUCAGGACAGAUCUUGCCAGCACAGGGAGGGGUAUCACCAGAUAACCGCAGAGAAUCUCAGCAAUAUGGAGGACAACCAUACAGUGGAAUCCCGUCCACACCAGGAUCGGCAGCAGGACCGGGUGCCCAGGCAAGUUUUGUUUCUUAUCAGGGGCCUAGUUCGCCUCCGAGACAAAGGGCGCAUACAUUGAGCAUGGGUAGCGCUGUGGGAAGACCUCUGGGAGGUUCUGCUCUUCCUCGAUUAAGUACAGGCGAAGGAGCCGCCGGGCCGGCCGGCCUUCCUCACCCAGCGCAUGCAUUAGCGCAACAGUCAGCUACCGCGCCGCAAUCAGAUACACAGUCGCCCUCGAUAUACUUUCACCAUUGGCAACCACCGACCACUCAAGGAGGCUCUCAUCAGCCAGGAACGCCUUCUGGGGAAUCGCCCAAGAAACGAAAAGCCACAGGCCCACAGCAAGCAGCACCUCCACCGAGCCAAACGCGGUUUCGAUCUCCGUCUUUCGGGCAGCACGUCGGGCCGUCGACCUUGUCGAAUCCUCCACCAGGGCGCCGAAGAGGUCAUUCCCGACAAAGGAGCGAUAUCUCGUCCUAUCGACCGGCGGGGCGCGGCCGAAUUGAAGGGUUUGGGCCACACCGAGGACUUUCGCCCAGCCUUGGCGUAUCGAGGGAGGCCGGUGUGGGUGAAUUAGCGCAUCCUCGAAGUAGCGCUCACUCGGUUUCGUCGUUAUUAUCAGAUCAGCCGUCGCCACGAUACGUAUCGGAAAUGAGGUCACAGCAGGAGGCGGAAAGACGAAAUUCGCCGACAACAUCGGAUGAUAGAUCGCGUGGUGGAGUAACUGGGGUAGGACCAGCCGCAGGUGCUCCUAGUUCCGGGCGAGAAAAUGAUUAAAAUGGAGAUGGAUAUAUUUUAUCAUGUUGAUGAUAUCGGCGCGUAUUUCAGCCUUUUGAGUCCGGAUCUUUUCCAACCAUGGUCUUUGCCAAGUUCUCGAAAUGAGGAUCAAUCUUACGACAAACAAAAAAAAACCACAAACAGGCAUGAUUAUCCUGGACGUAAAAACGGGACAUGAUAAUUUCAUAAGCGAGAGGGGGGUUUUAUGGAUUUGAUUAUCCCCCCCAAAUAGGCCGCUACGAUGGUCUCGGCUGAACAAGAAAGCGGUUGCGCCAUGCCAAAGUUCCGGACAGCCAGUAUUAACAGCCGCAUCAUAAGAUUCGAUUUACGACGACCGUCUUCAAAAAAUUCACUGUAACUAAUAGCUCUCGUCUGUACUAAAAACACAAAUCAUCUAUCUGCAUACACCGGGGAAGUUGACGGUUUAAAAGCAUUCUACAGGGCGGAGAAAUGGGCUCGGGAAAGAGGAACAGGAGUUUCUGGGCACCGGACUUUUAUUAUCAUUAUCAUCAUCAUUGUUAUUUCUUCUAUCAUUUGGGAAAUACGCAUAUGAGCCUUGUAUAUUACAAUAGAUACCUUGUGAAAAAGGGAGGAUGAGGAAGGGCGUCUAAAGUCGGGGACCAGACCUGGAGCUAGUCACGCAGUGUAUUAUAACAUAUACAAUAUAUACCUACCCUAGGUACCUCAUAUAUAUAUAUAUAUAUAGCCGGGCUGAGCAAGAUGAAUAUCGAAGUCGUGUGG